CCACCAGCACCAGCACCACCACCAGCACCACCACCAACACCACCCACACAAGCACCAACACCAUCGCCAGCUCCACCACCAGCAGCACCAGCACUAUCAGCCCCAGUACCAGCACCACCAGCACCAACAUCCCCAGCAGCAGCACCACCCACACCACCACCAGUAUGACAACCAUCACCAACACAAGCACCAGCACCACCAGCACCACCACCACCAGGACCACCACCACCAGUAGCACCCACACCAGCACCACCAACCCCAGCACCAGCACCAGCACCUCCACCAACACCACCACCACCAGCAACAACACCACCAGCACCACCAGCACCACCACCGCCAGCACCAGCACCGCCAGCAACACCACCACCAGCACCACCACCACCAGUAGCACCUAGUUCAGCACCACCAGCACCAGCACCAUCACCAUCUCCACCAGCACCAGCACCAGCACCUGCACCAGCACCACCACCAUCACCAGCACCACCACCAUCAGCAGCUCCACCAUAAGCACCACCAUCCCCACCAGCACCAGCACCAUCAGCAGCACCCACUCCAGCAGCACCACCAUCAGCAGCACCACCAUCACCAGCACCAGAACCAACACCGCCAGCACCACCACGACCUGCACCAGCAGCACAAGCAGCAACACUAGCGCCACUACCACCAGCAUCCCCAGCACGACUACCAGCACUAUGA
Carcharodon carcharias (great white shark) is the source of this 696-nucleotide messenger RNA. RefSeq names its product vegetative cell wall protein gp1-like. The record is from RefSeq and is a predicted model, not a curated record. The annotation marks the transcript as partial. The transcript has 3 exons. NCBI's taxonomy places the organism in Eukaryota, Metazoa, Chordata, Chondrichthyes, Lamniformes, Lamnidae.